Molecule: messenger RNA, 2929 nt
Organism: Alnus glutinosa
Lineage: Eukaryota; Viridiplantae; Streptophyta; Magnoliopsida; Fagales; Betulaceae
Exons: 4
Coding region: 187-2844 (885 amino acids)
Molecular function (GO): zinc ion binding; protein binding
Source: RefSeq, a predicted model, not a curated record
CAACCAAUUCUUAUUUCUUACCAUUCAGUAUUUCGAACUCUUUUUCCCCUAAUUCUGAAAAGCCCCAAAGUCUAGGGUUUACAUCCCCCAGGAAGUCCCUGAGCCACCAUUUCUGUAAUCCAUCAUGAAUUGGCUUCUGCUUUCAGUUAAUAGAUCCUGAUAUAUCAAUGCCUGAAGUUCUUUACAAUGGCAAGGGGAAAGCUUAUAUUAAUCUGCCAGUCUGGUGGUGAGUUUGUCACAAAUGAGGAUGGAUCAAUGUCAUAUACUGGAGGAGAGGCACAUGCUGUAGAUAUCAAUCGUGAAACCUUGUUUAAUGAUCUCAAAUUAAAAUUAGCUGAGAUGUGGAAUUUGGAAUACAAUUCCCUGUCCAUGAAGUAUUUUCUCCCAGGAAACAGACGAACUCUCAUCAACUUAUCUAAUGACAAAAACUUGAAAAGGAUGUAUGAUUUUCAUGCAAGUUCAGUAACUGCUGAUGUUUUUGUUACGGGGAGAGCAGGUUUUGAUUGUGAAGCCUUGAACAUUCGUAGCAGGGCAUGUGGGAUAAAACUGGCUGAAACUGUACCCCCUGUUGCUACAUUCACUACCUCUGCUGCUGCACAUCAUGUCGUUGCUGCUCUGCCUGUUGCGAUAUAUAAAACUGCAGAACCUACUAAUGCUAAUUCCAGCAUUGGUCCUGCUGCUGCCACCCUAGUUGCCCCUGUCUAUCUUCCUGUGGCAACACCUGAUGACUCUGUUAUAUCUGUCAAAGCAACUGCCCAAAGGCGUACUGGAGUAAUAAUUAACUCAAAUCUGGAUGCUGCUUAUUCCAGUCCAACUGGUGUCAUUGCUGUUGCCACUGAUGCAACUCCUCAUGACCCAAACAUAAUUGAUAUGACCUCUACCCCUGCUGAUACUGUUAAGAAACGAAGGCGAACUGCAUCCUGGAAAAUUGGUGCAAAUGGUCCUGCCACCGCCACUAACUAUGUCGGGGAGAAAAGGAAAACUACAUCUAGAAAAAGGAAUAUCCAAAAUCGCAAUGCUGCAACAGCAGUUGAUGAUCUGAAGCAGAAACAAGAUAUUUCACCCUGUGAGGACAUUUCUAACAGUUCCUCUAUACUUGCUAGUUCAAAUGAUGUCCCACCGGAAAAACUGGUUGCAUCGUGGAAAGAUGGCAUCAUUGGUGUAGGUCAGGAAUUUAAAAGUGUGUAUGAAUUUCGAGACUCACUGCAGAAAUAUGCCAUUGCAAAUCGAUUCAUGUACAGGUUAAAAAAGAAUGACACUAAUCGUGCAAGUGGCAUAUGUAUAGCAGAAGGCUGUUCUUGGAGGAUUCAUGCAUCCUGGGACUCAUCGUCACAAUCAUUUAGGAUUAAAAAGAUGAAUAAAUCACAUUCAUGUGGAGGGAAGUCUUGGAAGUCAGCUCAUCCCUCAAAGAAUUGGUUGGUGAGUAUCAUAAAGGAGAGAUUACAAGAAAGCCCACAUCAUAAACCAAAGGAAAUUGCUAACAGCAUUCUUCGGGACUUUGGAAUUGAGCUGAAUUAUACUCAAGUAUGGCGUGGAAUUGAGGAUGCCCGAGAGCAACUUCAGGGUUCGUAUAAAGAAGCAUAUAACCUGUUGCCUGGGCUUUGUGCGAAAAUGGAGGAGGCAAAUCCUGGUAGUUUUGUUAAGCUUUGCACUGCCGAAGAUAAAAGAUUUCAGCGCCUUUUUGUAUCCUUUCACUCCUCAAUAUGUGGUUUUCAGAAUUGUCGCCCCCUUCUUUUCCUUGAGACUACAUCUUUAAAAUCAAAGUACCACGAGAUUUUGUUGACAGCUACUGCACUGGAUGGGAAUGAUGGUGCUUUUCCAGUUGCAUUUGCUGUAGUAGAUACUGAGAAUGAAGAUAAUUGGCAUUGGUUUUUGGAGCAGUUGAGAUCUGCAAUGUCAACUUCAAGAUCCAUAACUUUUGUCUCUGACAGAGAGAAGGGUUUAAAGAAGUUGGUACUUGGGGCAUUUCAGAAUGCUGAUUAUGGUUACUCACUAUACCACCUCAUGGAGAACUUCAAGAAAAGCUUGAAGGGACCCUUUCAUGGAGAUGGAAGGGGUUCUUUGCCUGGCUCUUUUGUGGCUGCUGCCCAUGCUGUCCGACAUGAUGGUUUUAGAAUGUAUACUGAGCAAAUUAAACGGGUUUCCUCAAAAGCAUAUGAGUGGGUCAUGCAAAUUGAGCCAGAGCAUUGGACGAAUGCAGUAUUUAAGGGUGAGCGCUAUAAUCAUAUCACUGAAAAUGUUGCAGGACUAUACUGCAACUGGAUAGAGGAAGUGCGGGAGUUACCCAUGAUACAGAAAGUAGAAAUGCUAAGAUUUAAGUUGAUGGAGUUGAUUAAUAGUCGUCAAAUAGAAUCAAGUAGGUGGUCUAAAAAACUUACUCCAUCCAAGGAGGGAAAAUUAGAAGAAGAAACUCCUAAAGCACGGGGGCUUAAAGUACUUUUCUCAUCUGAUACCCUUUUCGAGGUUCACGAUGAUUGCAUUAAUGUUGUGGAUAUUGAUAAAUGGGAAUGUACUUGUCUAGGAUGGAAAGCAUCUGGACUACCUUGCCGCCAUGCUAUUGCUGUCUUUUAUUCUACAGGUAGGAAUGUGUAUGAUUAUUGUUCAGGGUUCUUCACAGUAGAUAUCUUCCGUCUAACCUACUCUAAGCCCAUUAAACCUGUAUCUGCUAUUUUCAAGCCUUUAAGAAAUGAAAAAACUUCUCUGCAUGUACUUCCUCCUUGCACCCCCCGGCUGCCAAGCCAACAUAAAGAGCAGACGGAAACUCAGAGUGUCUCAAAGAGGCCAGUCUCUUGCACCAGGUGCAAAGGAAUGGGGCAUAAUAAAUCUACAUGCAAGGCAAACUAACUUAUAAUAGCUUCUCUGUACUUCCUUUGACAUGUAUUACACUGUACAGUUGUAAUAACAAGUUCAAGUUGGUUGUGUUGUGCAA